AUGGCGCCCGUUGCACCGGUGUAUGUGCCACCACAACAGGCAUACAACGAUAAACCUAAAGAAGAGUCGUCAACGAAAUCCGCAAAAAAAGGAGGUGGCGGAGGGAUGUUCAGUUGGUUGCCAUGCUGUUCAAGUACUUCAAACGAAAAGAAUGCGCCGACGGAACGAAGAUUACGAGCUAACGAUAGGGAAUAUAAUGCACAAUUCAAAUAUGCAGACAAUGUAAUCAAAACGUCCAAAUACAAUAUAAUCACCUUCAUUCCUCAAAAUUUAUUCGAACAAUUCCAGCGGAUAGCCAACUUUUAUUUUUUAGUUUUAAUGAUAUUACAGUUUAUUCCUCAAAUUUCCUCAAUUUCCUGGUAUUCUACAGCGGUUCCACUGGUUAUUGUAUUGGCAUUUUCAGCUAUUAAAGAUGGGUACGAUGAUGCGCAAAGGCACAUAUCUGAUCGAAAUGUAAAUGGUCGAAAAUCCUACGUAGUUCGAAAUGGAAGUCUAUGUGAAGAAGACUGGAGUAAUGUUAAAGUUGGAGAUGUGAUACGAAUGAUGAGUAAUCAAUUUGUGGCGGCUGAUCUUCUAUUAUUAUCAACGUCGGAACCAUAUGGAGUAUGUUUUAUUGAAACUAUGGAAUUGGAUGGAGAAACAAAUCUGAAAAAUCGUGCCGCUAUUGCAUGUACCCAGGAAAUGGGCGACGAUUUGGAUGGGAUUACGCGCUUUGAUGGAGAAAUAAUCUGUGAACCUCCCAAUAACAAACUAGACAAGUUCAAUGGAAAAUUAAUAUGGAAUAAUCAUGAAUAUGGAGUUAAUAAUGAUAAUAUUCUGCUGAGAGGAUGUAUUUUGAAGAACACGAGAUGGUGUUAUGGAGUUGUCGUUUUUGCUGGAAAAGAUACAAAAUUAAUGAUGAACAGUGGAAAAACAAAGUUCAAAAGAACGUCUCUCGACCGAUUUUUGAAUAUUUUAAUCGUCGGAAUUGUGCUUUUUCUCAUUGCAAUGUGCCUAAUUUGUACGAUUUUGUGUGCUGUAUGGGAAUAUCAAACUGGAAGAUAUUUUACUAUUUAUCUACCGUGGGACGAUGUGGUUCCUAGUCCUGAACAAAGAGGUGGCCGCCAAAUUGCCCUUAUCGCCUUCCUCCAGUUCUUCUCCUACAUCAUUCUUCUCAAUACAGUUGUACCAAUUUCUUUAUAUGUGUCUGUGGAAAUUAUUCGAUUUAUUCAUUCAUUAUGGAUUAAUUACGACACUCAAAUGUAUUAUGAAAAUGGAGAGAAAAGUGUCCCAGCAAAGGCACAUACAACAACUUUAAAUGAGGAGUUGGGACAAGUUCAAUAUGUGUUCAGUGACAAGACUGGAACGUUGACAAGGAAUAUUAUGACUUUUAAUAAGUGUACCAUUAAUGGGAUCUCGUACGGAGACAUUUAUGAUCACAAGGGAGAGGUUAUUGAGACGAAUGACAAAACCAAAUCUCUCGACUUUUCCUGGAAUUCAGCGUCCGAACCCACAUUCAAAUUUUUCGAUAAAAAUCUAGUUGAUGCUACAAAACGUCAAGUACCAGAAAUUGAUCAAUUCUGGAGACUACUGGCUCUUUGUCAUACUGUAAUGCCUGAAAGAGAUAAAGGACAACUGGUUUAUCAGGCACAAUCACCUGAUGAACAUGCUCUAACGUCAGCUGCAAGGAAUUUUGGUUAUGUUUUCCGAGCAAGAACGCCUCAAAGCAUUACGAUUGAAGUGAUGGGAAAUGAGGAAACUCAUGAAUUAUUGGCAAUUCUUGAUUUUAAUAAUGAUCGAAAAAGAAUGUCUGUAAUUGUGAAAGGACCUGAUGGAAAGAUUCGAUUGUAUUGUAAAGGCGCUGAUAUGAUGAUUAUGCAGAGAAUACAUCCAUCAACAUCUCAAAUAAUGCGUACCUCAACCAAUACUCAUCUCGCUGAUUUUGCAAAUAUCGGUCUUCGAACGCUUUGUUUGGGAUACAAGGAUCUUGAUCCAGCGUACUUUUCGGAUUGGGAUUCUCGAGUCAAAAAGGCGUCCGCAGCCAUGCAGGACAGAGAAUCUGCGGUCGAUGCUCUUUACGAAGAAAUUGAAAAAGAUCUGAUAUUGAUUGGUGCAACGGCUAUUGAAGACAAGCUUCAGGAUGGUGUUCCAGAGGCAAUUGCAAGACUUUCAGAAGCUAAUAUCAAGAUUUGGGUGCUUACCGGGGAUAAGACAGAAACGGCUAUAAACAUUGCCUACUCGUGUCGCCUUCUGACCGAUGAAACCAAGGAAAUUGUUGUAGUUGAUGGGCAAACUGAUACCGAAGUCGAAGUACAGCUAAAAGAUACAAGAAACACAUUUGAACAGAUUUUGGCAUUGCCGUCACCGCUUGGAGGAAAGCCACGUAUUGAAAUUGAGACAAUCCACGAGGAGUCCGAGGCUAUUUCCUCUGCAAGGAGUAUGGAUAGAAACAUUGUAACUCCUGAUUUGAAAUCAGCAGAAAUGGCUGAACACGAGAGUGGAGGUGUUGCUUUGGUAAUAAAUGGAGAUUCAUUGGCUUUUGCUCUUGGUCCAAGACUUGAAAGAACUUUUCUUGAAGUGGCUUGUAUGUGUAAUGCAGUAAUAUGUUGCCGAGUGACACCACUUCAAAAAGCUCAAGUAGUUGAUCUAGUAAAACGAAACAAAAAAGCAGUGACACUUUCAAUUGGAGACGGAGCAAAUGAUGUCAGUAUGAUCAAGACAGCUCAUAUUGGAGUUGGAAUUUCUGGCCAAGAAGGAAUGCAAGCAGUAUUAGCAUCAGACUAUUCAAUCGGACAAUUCAAAUAUCUUGAACGUCUUCUUCUUGUUCACGGUCGAUGGUCUUACAUUCGAAUGGCAAAGUUCCUCAGAUACUUUUUUUACAAAAACUUUGCAUUUACACUUACCAACUUCUGGUAUUCAUUCUUCUGUGGAUAUUCUGCUCAAACAGUUUUUGACGCUGUAUUGAUUGCUUGUUACAAUCUCUUUUUCACAGCACUUCCUGUUUUGGCAAUGGGAUCUUUGGAUCAAGAUGUUGAUGAUCAUUAUUCACUGAGAUAUCCUAAGCUUUAUCUGCCGGGACAGUUCAAUUUGUUCUUUAAUAUGAGAAUAUUUAUUUAUUCUGUACUUCAUGGAAUGUUUAGUUCCCUUGUGAUAUUCUUCAUUCCAUAUGGUGCAUUUUACAACGCAGCUGCUGCUUCUGGAAAGGAUUUGGACGAUUACUCGGCUCUUGCUUUCACUACUUUUACUGCAUUAGUUGUAGUUGUUACUGGACAGAUAGCCUUCGACACGAGUUAUUGGACGGCAAUUUCGCAUUUUGUAAUCUGGGGAUCACUUGUUCUGUAUUUCCUUGUUUGCUUCCUUCUUUACGAAUGGCUUCCAGUUUCAUGGAUUGUCAAAACAUCAUCUUCAAUCUCAUAUGGUGUCGCUUUUCGAACAAUGGUUACUCCUCACUUCUGGUUUUCAAUUCUAAUGGUUUCAGUUGUACUGUUACUACCAGUUAUGCUUAAUCGAUUCUUCUGGCUUGAUACACAUCCAUCAUUUGCUGAUAGGCUGAGAAUUCGAAAGAAAAUGGGCAAGAAACCAUCGGCGAAAGAUGAUAAAAAAACCGCAUUCAAACGCACGGCAGCAACUCGACGAAGUGUCCGUGGAUCACUUAGAAGUGGUUACGCAUUCUCUCAUUCACAAGGAUUCGGAGAACUCAUUCUCAAAGGAAAAUUGUUCAAAAAUGUGGAAAAUCUACGGGGAAAGAAUAAUUCGAAUGCGAAAAUUCACCCGACUUCUGAUGACUUGCAGCCGAUGCUUAUUUCUAGUGUGCCUGAUGACAGCCAAGGAGCUUCAAGUAUUAAUGCAAUGCACCUUCCAAUGGGUACACGUCCACAGAAUGUACCCCAUACAUUGAAUGUAAAUACUGAUGACUGGUCUCAAUCAUCGGAUUUCCGUCCAGCCUAUGCAAAGGAACCAUCACCACUGCAGGGUACAGUAAUCCGUGGCGAUGGACGGAGCCAUAGAAACCACGUGUAUUCGCGGGAAACUCAGGUCGAAGAACAACCAGACGUAAUCACUCGCCUUUAAAAUUCAUUUUUUGCAUUUAUUUUCCGAUUUUCUUUCAAACAUUCUUCCCCGUCUUGUAGGCACCGGUUUUAGGCUCUCAAUUGGGUUUUGUUUGCUCUUUUUCUUCAAUUUGCUGUAAUUAUAUAAUUGGUGAUCGCUGAUAAUGUGAUUGAUAUCAAAAUGGGUAAUUUAUGAUGUAUUCCAAUCGUGUAAUUUUUGAAAUAUUCAAUAAAUAAUUGUUCAU
Molecule: messenger RNA, 4273 nt
Organism: Caenorhabditis elegans
Lineage: Eukaryota; Metazoa; Nematoda; Chromadorea; Rhabditida; Rhabditidae
Gene: tat-2
Product: Phospholipid-transporting ATPase
Exons: 24
Coding region: 1-4050 (1349 amino acids)
Biological process (GO): phospholipid transport
Cellular component (GO): membrane
Molecular function (GO): nucleotide binding; ATP binding; ATP hydrolysis activity
Source: RefSeq, marked reviewed